This is a messenger RNA of Effrenium voratum, 1952 nucleotides long. The record is from the annotation of a GenBank genome assembly. NCBI's taxonomy places the organism in Eukaryota, Dinophyceae, Suessiales, Symbiodiniaceae.
GGUGGUAGUGUGUUGUCUCUUUCUCGAGUUGCUCUAUCGUUCUUCUCUUUGGUCGAGUGGGAGUCCAGGCCCAAUUUUGGGCGCUGAUGCCAUGGAUGGAAGCAAGUUCCUGGGUCACCCGGACCAGGCGGCGUGCGUGAGAUAUUGGAGCACUCCGGGGAAGAGGCCGCUGCCGGAGAACCUGAGCCGCAUGCUGCGGGAGGUGGCAGAUGCUGGCCCAGAACAAGACACCUUUCACUGGCUGGAGGUCCAAUGGAACUGCGACAUUCUCAGACAGGAGGAACAAGUUCACCUGCUGCUUAUGCGCUAUGUACAUGUUGCGAGGAAACGCCAUGCUGCAAGGUACAUCCUGCAAGAACGUGCCUACCAUGUGGCCUGCUGGUAUCUUCGUUGGCUGAAGGUGGCCUAUUGGGAAGUGGAGGGCAUCUCGAUUGCCGCCGUCUUGGAUGCCUUCUUGAGGCGGCUGGAGGAGCCACACCUGGAGGCGCACACGCGGGGCAUCCUCAAACAUAUUGCAGCUCUCGAGAAGUUGGAUGUGCAGCACCCGCCAAAGCCAAAGGCAGAGGCGGAUUUGACGGAUCAGGAAAGGAAGGAGGUCACGCGCCAGUACCGAAUCAGAUUCAUACACGUCUUCCUCAUCGGCAACAUGAUCCGCCCGCAAAACCAGCGGUGGCAUCAGUGGAAGCUGGCGAUGCGGAGAAAGAGGAGACGGGAGGAGCUGGAGAGGAGGUUGCAGAGGUGCCCACAUGGGCUGACACGAAGCAACUUCUGCCUCUCGUGCCAGGGCUGCGAGCACGGCCUGAGGAAGAGCGAGUGCAAGGUGUGCAGCCGCUGCUCGCAUGGGAAGCCUGUGGGAAAAUGCGCGGUCUGCAACGCCUGCGCCCACGGCCUGGCGAAGGGGAACUGCGCCCAGUGCAACUUGUGCCCACAUGGGCGGCGCAAGGGCGCCUGCAAGCUGUGCAAUGGCUGUGAGCACGGCGAGCGAAGAGACCGCUGCGUGACUUGCAGCCCGUGCCCGCACGGCAAGUUGAAACAGGACUGCAAGACUUGCACCGGGUGCAAACAUGGCAAGCUGAAGCGCUUUUGCCAGAUUUGCUCCCAAUGCUGCCAUGGGAAGUACAAGCGGCUUUGCAAGAUCUGCUCCGGAUGCCGGCACGGCAAUCUCAGACAACUGUGCAAGCGUUGCACGGCAAGGCGGCGAAAUGCCCAAGGUCAGAGGGAGGGAGAAGAGGCACCUCCAAAUCAAGGCCUUCGGAAGAGCCAAGACUGCGAGCACAAGAAAAGGCGCUGGCUAUGCCGGGAAUGCAACCCAACCUGCGAGCACGGCAGACUACAGGGCCGCUGCUUCAAGUGCAACGAGGCCGCAGGCCUUGACGCCUGCCCACACGGCCACAAGAGCCCCAAAGAGGGUGUUUUCUGCUUGGAGUGCCACGGCUGCACACACAAGCGGUUGCGCUGGAUGUGCCGGGAGUGCAACCCCCCCUGCGAACACGGCAGGCUGCAGCGAUAUUGCCGCAAAUGCAAAGAGGCAGGCCUUGACGGCAAUGAGCCGUCCAGCGCCCGCACAAAGACGAGCGGGAAGCCCCCCACUUUUGACAAAACGACGGACAGGAAGCCCUCCGGCAAGCAGGGUGGGAGAAGUGCCGAGGCAGAGGAAGUGGGCCAGGGCAAGGGAAUUCGCCAAGCCAAGAAGAUGCGGCUGUGGAAGGGCUGUGAAGCCGGCUGUUGCAUACAGUCUGCUUCUUGCGGGAGUGGCGAGUUGGAGCUGGAACAGUCUAUGUGAUGUUGUACAUAUGCAGCUUGCAAUUCGCCACUGCAUGCCCCUGGACACAGAGAAGCGUCCAGCGUGAGCUGGUGGCAAGUUGAUUCAUGGGACCAUUGCGCCUGUUUGUCAGCGGGCCCUACCAGGUGCCAUUCGAUCCCUUGCAGUCGUUCACACGCACUGCAGCCGG